Messenger RNA from Formica exsecta, 2037 nucleotides. RefSeq names its product zinc finger matrin-type protein 3-like. Bases 19 to 1407 code for a protein of 462 amino acids. The record is from RefSeq and is a predicted model, not a curated record. NCBI's taxonomy places the organism in Eukaryota, Metazoa, Arthropoda, Insecta, Hymenoptera, Formicidae. The transcript has 8 exons. Gene Ontology annotation, molecular function: zinc ion binding; nucleic acid binding.
CCUCCUAACGCGGAGGAAAUGUCCAGCGUCAAGAUCAUAGAGAAUCCAGAAGUGCCGGGAUUCGAAUGCUUUCUGCCACCGCCACCACCGCCACCGCCGCCGCCACCGCCUCCCCCGCCACCACCGCCGCCUUCUUCUUGUUCGAAUAAACCCUCGGACAACAACAAUGGACAAUCGACAACGACGCAACAGCAACGAACGACGAGCGAGAACGUGAUGACCGUCGCAACGUCACCGGUAGCGACCGCCAGCGACGGGGUUCCUCCGACCCUCGGUACGUUUCCGAACGUCCUCCCCGUGCCACCGAGUCCGUACAUGCUGCAUCCGACGAUGCAACCGCAAACUCCCGGACAGCCGUCAACCCCGACCCCAUGGUGGAUACCCACCGACAGCGAUACCUCGGACCUUUACGCUCAGUGGUACGAUCCGACCUAUAAGGGUGCAGCAACCGCGACGGCAGUCUCUCCCGCGGCGACACCAGCCAUUGGAAAAAACAAGAGCAAGAAUUUUUACAAACGCAAGAAUGAGUUUAUCGAUCCCGCACAGGAUGCAGAGAAAGUGGCGAGUGCGCAGAGGGAACUGUCGGCGCUGAUGAAACCGCUCAAAUGUGAUCUGUGCAAUGCAGUCAUGAACUCCACGUUGCAAGCGAAAUUGCACUAUGACGGCAAGCCACAUCAGAAAAAAGUAUCCAUGUUUCUCAAUCAGAGCGUUAAAAAACAGAAAACGGAAGAUGGCCAAGUGAGCAGUACGACCAAUAACGACUGGCAAAACUACUGUGAUAUAUGCAAAACGUGGUUCACAUCGCAAACAGACGCCACGCAACACUACGCGGGCAAAAAGCAUAUUAGAGCGGCGAACGGUGGGCCUCGCGCAAGGCCAUCAAAGAAGUCGCAGAAUCAAAAUCAGUACAAUCAGGUGGAUUCGACGGGUCGCUUCGGAAUUGGAAUGGCUUUCCAGGCGGACGCGCAACCCGCGCCGACCGCGGCACCAGUAGCGCCCGACGUAACCGCCGCGGCUCCAAAUCCGGCCGCGGCUCCAUCCAUUUACACAGCAUCAUCGUUCCUCAUACCGUUGCGUUGCGACUUGUGCGGAGUUUCGGCCAACCGUCAGGAUCAACUGGAGACGCACAAACGCGGAGCUCGACAUUUAAGGAUGUUAAAACUCAAUGGACUUACUGUGCCUGAAGCCGUUGAAAAUGAAAACGUCUCCAACGUUUCGGAACCUAUAGACUAUUCUAUUUAUCGGACACCAUCGGGCCAAUAUUACUGUGCACCGUGCAAUCUAUCGUUGAAUUCGGAGACCACGUUUGCUCAGCAUGUAGAAAGCAAGAAACAUAAAAAUCAGUCUAAUCCAAAGUUGCCCAACGCCGUGGUAGCGGCAAAAAAAGCCAGAUUCAAGAAAAAAUAAAACCGCGAUAAUGAUAUUACUUUUUAAUACAAUGACGUAGUGUUUCCCAGCUGGUUCAUUUAUCCAUUUCUUUAAUCAAAACUUUGACUAUGUUUUUGUUUCCGUAUAUGCGCGUGUUUCCAUUUCAUGGACAUUGUAUGACGAGAAGAUCAACGAUCUUUGUUUUGCGUUAAAAAUGCAAUAAACUGUGAUAAACUGUUAAACGUUGGAAUGUUUUCAAAAUCGUAGCCGUGUCUCUUGAGGCGCACGCUAUUAAAAUUUUCGUACAUCGCCGAAUUUUAUUAAACCGCAGACGGAAGAGGUGUCGAAUAUUGCGAAUUAAUGCGAAGAUAGAUCGAGCGUCGGCGUGACUGAUGGGAAACGUAAAUAUGUUAGUUACGCGGAAUGAGUAUAUUUAAAUUAAAUACCGAUUAACUCUAGAUUAAAUUUGUAGUAAAUCGAGCGCGAUGAUUUAGACGGCGGCUCGUUAAAGCGCGUCUCGAGCGUCGCGUAAUCGUCUUCCACAUUUAUUCAAUUACCGAGGUUAACUCGAACCACGUGAUAGAACUAUCGUAAGAUUCGCGAAAUUCUCGCGUGAAUGUGCGUGUGUGUCUGCGUCUGGGUACGUAUGCGUGCAUGCGUGCGUGUGUG